Neurospora crassa OR74A is the source of this 3228-nucleotide messenger RNA. RefSeq lists its product as uncharacterized. Gene Ontology annotation, cellular component: microtubule organizing center; MWP complex; mitotic spindle. The record is from RefSeq and is a predicted model, not a curated record. Gene Ontology annotation, biological process: microtubule anchoring at mitotic spindle pole body; mitotic sister chromatid segregation; protein localization to mitotic spindle pole body. The transcript has 5 exons. Lineage: Eukaryota; Fungi; Ascomycota; Sordariomycetes; Sordariales; Sordariaceae. Bases 826 to 2058 code for a protein of 410 amino acids. Gene Ontology annotation, molecular function: protein binding.
CUUCGGUUCAUUCUGACACUCAGCUUCCAGUCCGUCGUUGACAGCUUCCCUUCGAGCUGUUCUGACUGUGCACCUCAGACAUUCCUUAGAAGUAGCGCUGCCUACCUAGCGAUAAGAUAGCGUCCUUGGUGCCUGCACGACACAGGGUCGGACUGCACCUUUGAGCUCGUGACAGGAAGGAAGGACGGGAAGAAUCCAUUGAACCUGUCACUUCUCGUCUCAUCAGAACAGUUGGUGAUGGAAGUCACGUUGUCGGUCGACUGACUGUUUGCUGACCGCCUUCUUACUAGACUUUCUCUUCCUGUUCAACAUCUUUUGCCAACUGGGAUUGACCAACAACAUCUGGCCAAAACAGGCCCAAAAAUAGCAGAAACCCACCAAAACAAAACGACAACUAAACCGUACGUGGACCACUAAACUACUUCUUCGGCCUGACCGACACAAAAACCGACGCCGGACUUCCGCUGAACACCAAAGCGACACAGAUGUUGUUCUCCAAGAACGUAAAGUGUAGCUUCGGCUCACUGCCUGCCCAGCCCUGAUGGGCGAUACAUCGCGACUUUGUUCCCAACUUUGAUCAAUGUCCGGAGCGUCCAGUCAUGGGAGCUCAUCCACGUUGUCAGACUGCCUCAGGACUUCAUUGGCCCGUUCCUCUCUUUUCAGUGGUCGCCGUCUUCCCGCCUGCUUCUCGUUGCCAGCUUCGACCAGCUUCGAGUGUUUUCUGCUCUGGAUGGGAACUAUCAUGCCACUAUCCGAAACCCUGUUGCUCCCCAUCUGAAGCCUACCUACAUUGACUUUGGUGCAUCGGAUACAGAAAUCUGUGUCAUGGCCUCAUUCGGUCUCAAGUUGGCUGUCUUUGACCUUAACUCGUCCAAAGCCAUCGAGAUUGGGAGCCCCAAGUUCUCGUCCUCUACGGCUGUUCGCAGAGGCUUCUCCUUUCGCCCUCAGUCCAACCACCUUGCCCUAUUGACCAGGACGGCUGGUAAAGACAUGAUUAGCAUUCACGCUUUUCCCAGUAGGGAACUGCAGAGAUCGUGGGCCCCUGACACAAUUGAUGCACAAGGCCUGCUCUGGAGUCCAGAUGGGAGAUGGCUGGUUGUGUGGGAGUCGCCCGCCCUUGGCCACAAGGUGGUGUUUUAUACGCCAGAUGGCAAUCUGUUUAAGAUCUGGUCGGGUCCCGUCAACCCCACACACGAGGAGAAGGAUUUUGCUCUGGGUGCCGGUGUCAAGACGGUGCAGUUCUCUCCAGAUGCCCGCCUGCUUGCUAUUAGUGAUCACAGCAGAAGUUUAUCCAUCGUCAAUAUGGCAUCCACAAUGGAAGUGCUGCGGCUCCAACAUCCCAACAACCUUGUCCCCAAGGGCACGCUACAGAUCUGGCAAGAACGAAUCGGAAUCUCUCACGGCCCCAUCAUGCAUACCUUUAUCCGAGCCUCUCAAGCUAUCUCUCCGCCUCCGAGGCCCCAAGAGGCUGCUGAACAGCUGUCAGGUUGUGUUACCAUUGCCUUCGACCUGUCAUCGAAUCUCAUAGCAACCAGGAUCGAAGAAUUCCCUUCGACCGUCUGGAUUUGGGACGUACAAGCUGCAGUACUUCGUGCAGUUCUCCUUUUUCACGGCAGCGUCAGCACCCUGUCGUGGCAUCCUCACGUUCGCGAGACCUUGCUCAUAAGAUGUGAAGGAGACCACUAUAAUAGCGUCGUGUUUGUCUGGGAUCCUCUGUCCGAAGGGCCUCAAUCGGUCGACUUUAGCCAACAACUGUCCGGGUUUAAAGCGGUUGGUAAGUGGCAUGCCUCGUGGCUCGGUCUCGACGCAUCUACUCCCCUGUCCAUCUUCUACUCGGAUACCCAAAACUAUGUGUUGGCAUCUCUUGCCGAUUCGGACAGAGAGUCACUGCCGUGGAUCAACCCACGCAACCCACAAGGCGGCGACGGCCCGAGCCGCGCUGAAUCGCCCCUUGAACUCGUUCCAGCAACAGAAGACGAAGCAGACGAAGAAGAUGCUUUACAGACUGGGGAUGACGGUGACAUUGUAAUGGAGGACACAUAUGGCUACAAGCAAUAGGCGAUUUUUGUGCGAAUGGUCUUAUACAAGCGAUAUCCCUUACCUUCCCGCAUAUGCCUUGGUGCUGGAGCACUACCUAUAGGAGAUGUCCUAGUUUAUUUCCAGGAUAACCGACCCGGGGCUUUGGCUCAUGUUCCCGUUUUCGUUACUGGCCACUUGGAAGCAUGACGGACCACCCGCGGAUGUUGUUGAUGGGCCUGCCAACCCUCCGUUUUAUGCUGUCAAGUCACAGUGACAGGGUCCAAGACGCACUGCUUGGACAAGUUAGGCUUUGAGCCCAACAUCAGUAGCGUUUUAACGGGGGCCUAUGAUGAACUGGCGCAGCGAGUGACCCCCGCGCUUUGAUCACAGAUGGUGGAAUAUUGGUAAAUCGACUCGAACGACCUCCUGUUCCCAUAAGGCUUCCCGCGUUCAUCCCGCUUGCCAACUCACUUGUUUCAAUAUUUGCCCAAAACAAGAUUCGAAUGACUCGUGCAGCCUGAUAGCUGACGAGGUCCGGAAUUGCAAACAAACAUUGUGAUGGAAGUCCAACGCCAAUUAGACUCUCUCACGUUUAUCAACAUAGGUUGGCAGACGGACGGACCCUUGCCUGCAUUCACCUUGUCUUACACACGAGUUAGAGCGUCGCCAACCAUGGAUCACCGUUAUAAACCGCCUCGCUUGACACUGAGACAGCAGCUUGACAGGUUCCCAUCUCUUGAGCCGCGGCUGUACGUAGCUCAGUGGGUCCUUACCGUUUUCAGUGCCCCUUGGGUAGUAGUUGACAAGCUGGCAUCAUACAGUUACGAAACGGCGACAACAGGAGGUGGGUUGGUGCGUUACCUACAGCCGCACAACUCACGAGCUUCUAUAGGUGCUGCAUCACGCAUUCCCGUAACGUGUGUUUGCGUCUCCGGUUCUGCAUCCGUGAGACUGUUACGACGAGUACGGAUAGCGUUGCCGGCCUGUCGAAGCUGCACACAUUGCUUGUAGCUGUGAGGGAAUAUUAGGGGUAUCAACGCCGCUUCCAAAUCACCUUUGCUGUCGAACAUGUCUCAUUCCGAGGAGAACGCGGAGUAGCAUUGCUAUGAGAAUGACGUAGAGUGGCCAAGAGGAAUCAUCUUUCCUAUCCGCAAGUGGUCAUGGUUCCGUGCAUCAUUUUAUCAGAUGUGAUCAGUUCACCCCACGGCU